GCUCCAGUAGCACAACCCUCUGCAUCAGCACUUUUCUCUGCCUCUGUGUGUGUGUGUGUGUGUGUUUAUAUACUCUAUGUGCGAAUAUGAGGGGUCGGUGUGCGCACGUAUGCAUGUGUCCUGGCAAAAGCCUGAAUAAUUGAUGAGGAGCAGGGGAAGGAGUAAAAGCUCUGCCGGACUGGACGGUGUGUGUGUGUGAGUGUGUAGAGAUGGGGGAGAAGGACACAGCGUGGCAGGAGCCUGGCUACGACGGGCUCUGCAACUACGCCCAAAAAAUCACCUCCUGCUUCGGACUGGAUGUGGCUCAUGCGCAGAACACACACCACCACUCCACAGAGAAGCCCCUGAUUCAGUGCUACAAGUGUGGGGAGCCAUGUAAGGGCGAGGUGCUGCGGGUGCAGAACAAGCACUUCCACCUCAAGUGCUUCACCUGUAAAGUAUGCGGCUGUGACCUCGCCCAAGGGGGCUUCUUCAUGAAGAAUGGAGAGUAUUUGUGCACGCUGGACUACCAACGCAUGCACGGCACCCGCUGCAAUGGCUGUGGGGACUUUGUGGAGGGGGAAGUGGUCACUGCCCUGGGCAAGACCUACCAUCCUGCCUGCUUCGUCUGCACCAUCUGCAAACGACCGUUCCCUGCCGGGGACAGGGUGACCUUUAACGGGAAGGACUGUCUGUGUCAGUACUGUGUCGAGCCCAUGUCUCCAGGACCAAAGGACAUACUGGGCUCCAGCAAUUGUGCAGGAUGUGGUCGAGACAUUAAGAACGGACAGGCUCUUCUAGCACUGGACAGACAGUGGCAUCUGGGCUGCUUUAAGUGUAAGGCUUGCAGCAAAGUGCUGACCGGGGAGUACAUCAGCAAGGAUGGCGCCCCCUACUGUGAGAAGGACUACCAGAUCCAUUUUGGAGUUCAGUGUGAGGCAUGUCAUCAGUUCAUCACAGGGAAGGUGCUAGAGGCAGGAGAUAAGCAUUACCACCCUAGCUGUGCGAGAUGCAGCAGGUGCAAUCAGAUGUUCACAGAAGGAGAAGAGAUGUAUCUGCAAGGAUCAACAGUCUGGCAUCCUGGCUGCAAGAACACCACUAGGACAGAGGAGAGACACAGGGAGCGGCCCACGAGGUCGUCAUCCGAAAGUAUUUGUUCCAGACCUGGUUCAAGCAUACCUGGCUCACCGGGUCACACGAUCUAUGCAAAAGUAGACAAUGAGAUCCUUGAUUACAGAGACCUAGCUGCCAUUCCAAAAGUCAAAGCCAUUUAUGACAUUGAGCGCCCUGAUCUUAUUACCUAUGAACCUUUGUACACCACCUCCCUGGAUGAGAGAGAGGAGAGACAAGAGAGUGUGGGAGAGCUCCACACUGCCAGGAGAGAGCGCUCCCCCAUGCCUGAUGACAAGUCCUCAAGAAACAUGUCGCCAACCCCACCCGGUGAGGGCUCUUAUGACAGGAGGGAACGCAUUCUCCAAAGGUCCACCAGUCAGGGCUCCAUAGGAUCGCCAGUUUAUAAUCGCCAUGGUUACACCCCCACUUUGUCACGGUCGCCGCAGCAUUUUCACAGGCCAGAGGCUCUGACAGGCAUGCAGAAGCUCUGCUCCUCCCUGUGCAGUAACAGUGUGGGCUCCAGAAAUAGUGACUCCCGCCCCACUUCCCCUUUCAGACACCACUUCCUCCCCCAUAGCCAAGGCACUGACCCGCCGAGUGGCCGGAGCUCCCCUCUCCCACUCAGGCCCGACAGCCGGCCGGUCACUCCGCCUCUCUCUCAGACCCCUAAACAUUUCCACCUCCCAGAUCAGGGGAGCAACAUCUACAGAAAACCACCCAUCUACAAACAACACGAUACAGCUGCCAUAGCACACCAAAUCAAGUCUGCUGAUGACAUCAUCAGAUCCGCCACCUUCCCCGCUGCCCAUGCUCCCUCUCCAGAUGACAGCUCACGGAGCGAGGGCAACCAUUGGCCCUACUCUCUCGCUGUAUUAGGUUCAGAAGGGAGGAGACGAUCCAGAGAAGAGGAGGAGGAAGAGGCCUUGAAAAAAAAACAGCUCCAGGAGGAACAUCUCAGCAAGAUUCAGUCUGGUUUGGGAAAGCUCAUUCUGAAGGAGGAGAUGGAAAAAGAGCAGAUCAGGGAGCGUCACGCACGUAGCCUGUCGGCUCAGCGCUACGACCCCAAACAGACCAACUGUGACGCAGAUCCAACCUCUCCCACCAAAACUAACUCCCUGCCUGGCUAUGGAAGGAAUGGGCUGCACCGGCCCCAGUCAACAGAUUUCACCCAGUACAACAGCUAUGGUGACAUGUGUGGAGGAGGCAGAGAGUUUCAGCACAUUAAGGAUGGCCGUGCAGCACUUGCAAGGAUGGACAGGGGAGUAUCUAUGCCUAAUAUGUUGGAACCAAAAGUGUAUCCCUAUGAAAUGCUCAUGAUAACCAGUAGAGGGAGAGCUAAACUGCCCAGGGAUGUGGACAGAACCAGACUGGAGCGCCACUUAGCACCUGAAACGUUCUUUGACAUCUUUGGAAUGCAGAUCCAGGAGUUUGACAGGCUUCCCCUGUGGAAACGCAACGACAUGAAAAAGAAGGCCAAGCUCUUCUAGCGCUCAGAGCAGCAUGCACAUACUGUACAUUCAUCCAGAUAGCACACAACAACUGUAAUCUAGAUGUAGGUUUUGGUUUCUUUCCUUUUCUUCUGUUUUUUUUUAUGUUUUAUCCAGGCAUAAUCAAGGAAGCUGUGAAAUGGACUCUCUUUUUGCUCUGAUGCUUCCUGAGACAAUGAGCUGAAUGAUUAGACUUGCCCAGGAAACAAGGAGUGGGAAUCUCUUCCAUGUUCAAAAAUGACAAAGAAUGAGAAUGACUGAUAAAUAGGGUCAUGUUAUUUGGUUUGACAGCGCUUGUUUUACUUCUUGCUUUGCUUUGAGUGGAAAUGCUUUCCUUUCUUUCUUGCUUGUUUCUUCCUACUAUUUGUUGCUGUUGAUUCCUGUGGAACUUUGUAAGUACAAUAGAACCUCAUGGCGCCAUUACGAGCUUGAACAUGUGUCAGCUUUCCUUUGCUUGGGCUGAAACAGUUUUAGUCCAAAGUUUGCAAGAAUUGGCUCAGUGAGUCUUUGAAUAAAAAAAAAGCCACUGGGAAAGCAGUGAGCUGACCCAUCAACUGUUUUACCGGAUCUACACGGAUAUGACUCAUCCAAGCACCUACACAUCGUUGGCCUCCUUCCCCUGCCUACUACACACGCCAAACAUUCAUCUGACCCUGACAAAAAGAAAAUGUCUCUCUUCUCAGGCUCUCAUAAACAUGGCCAGACACUUUCCCUUUACAUGUAUUGGAAGUACAAAUCUUAAUAUAUUUUAAUGCCGUAUCCAACAUACAGUAACAAAUAGAUAAAACACCUAAUGUAACAAGCAACUGUAUUUGAAAGUACUGUUUUAUAAAUGAAAACCCACACUGCCAUUUGUUGUAUUGAAAUCUAAGCCAAUAAAGCUUUAAAUCACCAUGAA
Molecule: messenger RNA, 3477 nt
Organism: Micropterus salmoides (largemouth bass)
Lineage: Eukaryota; Metazoa; Chordata; Actinopteri; Centrarchiformes; Centrarchidae
Product: actin-binding LIM protein 1-like
Exons: 25
Coding region: 210-2579 (789 amino acids)
Biological process (GO): lamellipodium assembly; cilium assembly; cytoskeleton organization
Cellular component (GO): stress fiber; actin cytoskeleton
Molecular function (GO): actin filament binding
Source: RefSeq, a predicted model, not a curated record